Molecule: messenger RNA, 720 nt
Organism: Heterobilharzia americana
Lineage: Eukaryota; Metazoa; Platyhelminthes; Trematoda; Strigeidida; Schistosomatidae
Source: the annotation of a GenBank genome assembly
AUGCGCAGAUUUCCCCGAGAUAGAAAAUUUAAAGGGAGCAUCUUUGCGAUUUUUGAAAAAAAAGAGGACGUUGAUAGGUUUCUGUCUUCGCCGGAAGCAGCCACGUUUAAGGAGAAGAAAAUGAUCCGGUUGACCCAGGCAGACUAUUGGAAACACAAACAAGAGGAAAAAGACGCUAAGCUUGUUUCUCAGGCUAAAAGACAAGCUGCUGUUGAAGCUAGCCAGGAGGCACAACUGAAUUCUCGAAUGAUUGUUGGUGCAUUACUUGAAAUUAAUGGCCUUCCAGAAGCUACAAAAAGAAAUGAUGAAGUUGUAGAUGGGGGUGACGCUGAACCACAAAAAUCCUCAGAACCACCUAAAAACGGAAAUGAAGAUUCAGAAUUGCCUACUGUUAUGAAUUUAAAACAAUGGUUAACGGAGAAGCUGGACUCUACCAUUUCUGUUGGAUGGAUUGAUGUUGAACCAGCCGAGGGAAGGGCCAUCGUGCGCUUUAAACAACCCAAUACAGCAGAGAAGGCGUGGGCUAAACUCAAAGAAGCAUUCGGUGAUAAUCCUGUCACCUAUCAUAAUAGUGAAUUAUCUGGUCGUGUACUGACUGGUGAUGAGGAGAAGAACAGAUGGAAGGUGAUCUUGGCGGCUCAACAGCAAAAGGCUCAAAAACGUCGUGGAGGACGUGGCGGUGGAAGACAGAUAGCCAACAAACGACGUCGUGCGAACUAA